AUACGAAAUAGUUUCAAAAUUAGUUAGACUUUGCUUACUUAAACGUCUAAACCCAAAAUCGAUUAAAGUAAAAGUUGUAAAAACUAUCUGGAUCCAAGCUUAAAUUUAAUUUUCCGCUCCUAAAAUUCUAGCGUGCCAUGGAGGAGCGUAUGUACAACAAUUUUAACCCAACGCGAUGCAACGUUUGCUUCAGCCAAGCAGCCGCACAUCGGAUGAUACUAAUGGGACAAAAACUUCGAUACUGCAAAGGCUGUCGACUGAUCGGGUAUUGCGGCGAGCAACAUCAAAAGGAAGAUUGGAAGAUGCAUAAAGAUUUUUGUCGCACUGUGACUAGAAUUCUUACAAUGAAACAAAUAAAACAUGUUCUCGAGGUAAGGAAUGAGUGCGAUAAAAUUAUUGGAGGCAACCGGCGCGAUUUGGAGUGCGCCAUAUCUCUCGCUGAAUGCUUGAUCAUUGCUAUGCUGCAACGGAAACUUUAUCAACAUGAGUAUACAUUGCUACGUUUUCCCAAUAUAUGUCGGGUCUGUUACGAGUAUGACACCAACAACUUGAAACCGUGCGAAGGUUGCUUCCAGGCUCUUUACUGCAGUGUUGAACAUCGGGACCAGGACGCAGCACAUCAUGAGCGUUGGUGUGAGAUGUAUCGAAUCAAUCUGUUAUUGGAUGCAGAUUACCCAAAUAAAUUAGAAACGGUUGGUUUUCCGAAACUAUCGCCGUUUGAACUCAGCCGAUUCCCGAGAAACUCAUUCGAUUUGGUAAACGUGGCAUAUAAAACUAACAUUCCUUUCAAACCUAUAUCGGUUAAAGAUUUCAACGAUCUCAAAUUUGUGUCAAACUUUUCACACAUUAGCACCAUUUUGUAUGGGUUGUAUCUAACAGGCAUGCAUCAGGAAUUGCAAAACUCGUUGGUAAUCUACGUUGUCGGAGCAGAGGACGAAAUAGUCUACUUCGACUACAACACGUGUUCAGUAAUAUUUACCUACAUUCCGCAGUUAAGAGACGUGAUAAUAUAUUUCAUCGGACCGCAGUUAGGUUCCAUAAAAGAUGAAAUUGAGCUGAAAUACGAAGGAACUCGCACGAUUAAGAUGCACUACUUCAAGGGUCUUUUCCACAUGUUGGAGCCAAACGAGCAUCUGGAACGACCGCAGAUCAUUGUGAGCUAUAAUUGUGGUUUUCAUGAACAUAUCGAAUCCACCAAAGACACCUGGUCCGCUACCCUUGUUCGGUUGAUCCGGUACGUCAACAUUCCAAUCGUGUUCACAUCCUACACACGUACAGAGGCGUGUCAGGAUUGCGCUACCAUCUACAGUAUCAGCAAGCGGGCAAUGAAGAAGAAAGACCUGGUAUUUGUCAAACGAGCAGAGGAUAAUCCGUUCAAGGACUACAAACCACUGCGGAACACUAACUAUAUCGACGAAUAUGAUGAACUGUACUAUUCGAACGGAUAUCUGUCGGUGAUAAUAAGCCGCGUACCGUAGGCCACCCGCUCUGGAGCCAGUGCAAACAUUCCGUUUCGAUUAUGUACAUUUUAAGCGACUGUACAAACCUGCUGUUUAUUUUUCAAUACUUUUUGUU
Molecule: messenger RNA, 1575 nt
Organism: Sabethes cyaneus
Lineage: Eukaryota; Metazoa; Arthropoda; Insecta; Diptera; Culicidae
Exons: 3
Coding region: 138-1478 (446 amino acids)
Cellular component (GO): extrinsic component of mitochondrial inner membrane
Source: RefSeq, a predicted model, not a curated record